AUGGUUUCGAAAGCAGAUGAGAGUCUGCGCUUCAAUACAAUUGAGGAGUCGAUAGAGGCGUUCAGAAAUGGCGAAUUCAUCGUAGUCCUCGAUUCGAAAAACCGGGAGAAUGAGGGCGACCUAGUCAUAGCUGCGGACUCGGUGACUGCGGCGAAGAUGGCAUUUAUGAUACGAUAUAGCAGUGGCUACAUUUGCGCACCAAUCCCCGCCUCCCAUUGCACGAACCUGAACCUCCCUCAAAUGGUCUCCGAAAACGCCGAUCCAAACGGCACAGCCUACACAAUCUCUAUCGACGCCACUGACCCCACCGUGACCACUGGGAUCUCUGCCUACGACCGCGCCCUGACCUGCCGCACCCUCGCACGCCCCGACGUCCAACCCACCCACUUCCGUCGGCCUGGACACAUCUUACCCCUCCGAGCCAGACCUGGUGGCGUCCUUGAGCGACCAGGCCAUACAGAGGCGGCCAUUGACUUCUGCCGGUUGGCGGGGAAGCCGGAGGCGGCGGUUAUUUGUGAGUUGGUUGAGGAUGGAGUGGAGGUGGAAGGGGUGCCGGCUCUGGAGGGGAAUGGGAUGAUGAGGGGGCGGAGAUGUUUGGAGUUUGGGAAGAGGUGGGGUUUGAAGGUGUGUACGAUUGAGGAUUUGAAGGAGUAUUUGCGCAGGGAAAAAGGGAAGGGGACGGGGACGGGGAAGGCCAUGGUGAAUGGAAAGCAUUAG
This is a messenger RNA of Paracoccidioides brasiliensis Pb18, 717 nucleotides long. Its product is annotated as 3,4-dihydroxy-2-butanone-4-phosphate synthase. The record is from RefSeq and is a predicted model, not a curated record. Gene Ontology annotation, molecular function: 3,4-dihydroxy-2-butanone-4-phosphate synthase activity. The coding region runs from base 1 to 717 and encodes 238 amino acids. Gene Ontology annotation, biological process: aerobic respiration; riboflavin biosynthetic process. The transcript is spliced from 3 exons. Gene Ontology annotation, cellular component: cytosol; mitochondrial intermembrane space.